AAUCAAAACAAAGAAAACGAACAAGAAAAAGAUAAGUCUUUCAAUUUGUGAAUUCAAAUUUUGCAAUACUAAAAAAAAGGAUUAUUAUAUUCCUUAUUCUCUGUUUAUACAGGAGCAGUGUAUGAGCUUUGAAUAUUGCAGAAAAAUUAGGGUAAAAAACUUCCUCUCUCUCACUCUAUCUUGCAUGAAAUCAGGGUUAACUUUGCGUGUGAUGGUAAUGAAGAGAAUUGGGUCUUUAAUGGCUUCAAUAGCUUCGGCCUCUGCUAUAGCCGUCGCUGAAUUUUCUGAGGAGUCUUUCUGGAGAUUUUCCGGUGAGUUUCCCAACUCAAUGAAGUCUUGUUCUCAACUUUCCGCCCAUUCUGGCAAGUCUUUGUCUCCGGCUUCAGGUGAGGAGGCAUUAUGGAAGAACAUGACGCAUGGUGAUUCGAGCGAACCGCAGCCGUCUCAUAAGUUUGCUCCGAGAUUUGACGGCCUGAGAUUCAUUGAGACUUUGGUGACUGCACAUAGAUGAAGCCGUCUGAUAAGUUUGCUCCGAGAUUUGACGGCCUGAGAUUCAUUGAGACUUUGACUGCACAUAGAUUUGACGGCCUGAGAUCCAUUAUAAUGUUUUGGGUACUUUUUCUGUUUCGUUAUUGACAAUGUUGUCAUUACUGAUAUUUUAUGUCCAAAAUAGGAUGAUAAUUCUUUGUAAAUAGCAUAUCUAUGGAAAAAGUUUAUAUAAGGUUGCAACCUUAAAAUACA
Messenger RNA from Amborella trichopoda, 741 nucleotides. The record is from RefSeq and is a predicted model, not a curated record. NCBI's taxonomy places the organism in Eukaryota, Viridiplantae, Streptophyta, Magnoliopsida, Amborellales, Amborellaceae.